UUAAGCUAAACACAAAGUCCAAAGGAGGGAGGAUAGCAUCAAGUUGAGGAUCCACUUGCGAGUCCGGCGUAAGCUCUGUGAUCAUCUUUCUCUGUCCGAGGAAACAAAGCCAUCAAAACUAAUCCAAGUGGACCGGAAAGAACCAACCCAAAGCUACAACAACACCAUUAUUAAACAAACCCAUCAUCCAAACAACUCCCUCUCUCUCCCCUCUUUAUUCUCUCCCACUAUGCCAUUUAUAUGAUCAUACUCAUAUAUAUCUCUACCCAUUAACCCUAAAACCUUGUCUAUAAACAUACAGCUAAAGCUCCUCUAAAGCUCUGAUCCUGUUUGCUAAGACGGAGGAGAAAUGCCUUCCUCAGUUCAACUCCAGAGAAUCAGCUCCCCUAACCCAAUAACAACCGCGGCCGCCGCGGCCAUCAGCCACAAACAGUCCCAAGCCGUCACGCGCCAGGUCCUUCCUCUGUCCUCACGCGCCGUCAACACACCCGCCAUACCGGAGUCGGUGGCCCUCCAACACGCUCACUCUGCUAUGGCCUCGCCGGACCAGUGCUGCUCCGCGGUGGUGCAGACCAUCGACGCGCCCGUCCCUGCCGUGUGGUCCGUGGUGCGCCGCUUCGACAACCCACAAGCCUACAAGCAGUUCCUAAAGAGCUGUCAUGUCAUCGGCGGGGACCCCGCCAAGGUCGGCACGCUCCGCGAGGUGCUCGUGGUGUCGGGCCUCCCCGCGGCCUCCAGCACCGAGAGGCUGGAGAUUCUUGACGACGAGCGCCACGUGCUCAGCUUCAGCGUCGUUGGUGGGGACCACCGCCUGAGGAACUACCGCUCCGUCACGACUCUACACGCCUCCUCAAACGGCACCGGAACCGUCGUCGUAGAGUCGUACGUCGUCGACGUGCCGGCGGGAAACACGAAAGAAGAGACCUGCGUGUUUGUGGAUACCAUCGUACGUUGUAACUUGCAGUCGUUGGCUCAGGUCGCCGAGAGUAUGAGCAAGCCGGAAUAGUUCAUAAUCAUAAACCAAGAUUCAUUCUUUUUUUGGUUUCCAAUGUGAGUUGGAAAUUUUGUAGAUUCGUUGUAGGGUUGAAAUUGUCAGCGGCUUUCGAUCGUACGGUGUUUGUGUGUAUAGGGGUUCUGCAUGUUUUACCUGUUUUCAUGACCAUAGUGUUCAUGUUAUAAUAUAGUCUUCUAUCAUAUCCCCUUCAAUUUUCUUGUUUUGUGUUUUCGAUCUUCUUGUUCUUGAAGAAGGGUUUGUUUGUAAUUAUGUAAGUUAACUACGACUAAAAUGGUAUUAGAUUUUCCUCA
Molecule: messenger RNA, 1305 nt
Organism: Rosa chinensis
Lineage: Eukaryota; Viridiplantae; Streptophyta; Magnoliopsida; Rosales; Rosaceae
Product: abscisic acid receptor PYL4
Exons: 1
Coding region: 350-1006 (218 amino acids)
Biological process (GO): abscisic acid-activated signaling pathway
Cellular component (GO): nucleus; cytoplasm
Molecular function (GO): signaling receptor activity; abscisic acid binding; protein phosphatase inhibitor activity
Source: RefSeq, a predicted model, not a curated record